ACUGCAGUCUGUGUAGUGAAGAAGGUUGUAGUUUAGAUACAGUACGUCACAAUGAGAAUGGUGGAGGGAAUGUAUGCUGGUGUGGGCAGCUUUAAACUGAGUAAGAUGGACACAGAGGAGAUGACAGUGGUCAUUUAUUUCAGUGAAGAUGCUGUUGGAGCUCAGGAUACCAGCACAGAAACACAGGACACCGAGACACAGACGGAGACGAGGACACAGCAAACUACAGACGUUAGAACAGGAAUCAGAUGUUCCAGACUGGCUGUGGUGUGUGUGGGGCUGCUGUGUGUUCUCCUGCUGACCACCAACAUAGUGCUGUACAUGUACUAUAUUAGAGACCAAACCAUCAUUGUAAACAUCACUGCAGGGAGAGAGACCCUCUUAUCCAGUAUCAGAAACCUGACUGAAGAAAGAGACCAGCUAAAGAGCAGCUACCAGAAUCUGACUGAGGACGAUCACAUCUUACAGACCAAAUAUGAUCAUUUAGUGAAGCUGAUUGAGAAAAGCUGGUUUAAAGAACUGAAGACUUUUGGAAGCAGCUUUUACUUUUUCUCCCCUGAGAAGAAGAGCUGGAGUGAGAGCAGACAGGACUGCAGAAAGGGAGGAGCAGAUCUGGUGAUCAUAAACAGCAGAGAGGAGCAGAUUCUGGAGGCCAAAUGA
Molecule: messenger RNA, 660 nt
Organism: Colossoma macropomum (tambaqui)
Lineage: Eukaryota; Metazoa; Chordata; Actinopteri; Characiformes; Serrasalmidae
Product: C-type lectin domain family 6 member A-like
Exons: 5
Coding region: 52-660 (202 amino acids)
Source: RefSeq, a predicted model, not a curated record